Molecule: messenger RNA, 1852 nt
Organism: Drosophila grimshawi
Lineage: Eukaryota; Metazoa; Arthropoda; Insecta; Diptera; Drosophilidae
Gene: dpr2
Exons: 8
Coding region: 395-1699 (434 amino acids)
Biological process (GO): synapse organization
Cellular component (GO): neuron projection membrane
Source: RefSeq, a predicted model, not a curated record
UAGAGCAAAAAAAACAGCUGUUUCUUUGCCGCACAACAAAAAAAUGAGCUCCUUAAGCGGCUCUCUUAAGAAUAACAACAACAAAAAUGGACUAAUUUUUCCUUCGAGUAUUUUUAGCUAAAUAAAUAUAAACCCGCAGCCGCAACCAGGAGGGGCAAGUGCAACAACAAGGAGCUCAGCUCAGCUGCUGGCUACUGUUAAAUCAUGUGAAACUAAACCAGAGCAAAGAAUCCGAGCAACAGCAGAAACAACUGCAGUAACUAGAAGCAACAUCAAGCACAUUAAUCUAAUUCAUCAGAUGCCUCUAAUCAAGCUCGAGUGAAACCAUAAGGACAAAUAAUUAAAGCAAACAAGCAAGCAACUGUGUGUGGCAAGCAACUGUGUGGCAGGCAUCAUGGCCAAGUGCGUGAGGCUGUUGUUGCUGCUGCCACUGCUGGCAAUGCUGCCAACAAUGAUAAAUGCUACGGCCAUCAAGGAUACUUUAAUUGCAACUGCAACGGCAACUGGAACUGCUACACCAACUGAGCGACAGCCCGGGGCAACUGAACAACGCAUUAAGUCAAUAUCUGGCAGCGUCAUAGACAACGACUUGUUGCCCUCAAUUGCGGCUGUCGAUGAUGUAUAUAUCGCCUCAUUGGUCCAUGGCCACAGUCUCAACCACAAUGGCAACCACCAUCACCACUUGCACCACAACAAUGUGGCACAGUUCGACAAUGCACUGGAUGAGCACCGGCUCGAUGGCAAUGGCGAUGGCGACGACGAUGAUGGUGAUGAUCAUGUGGAUGAGACAACUUAUCCGCCGCCGGUCUUUGACUUUGGCAUGCCCCGGAAUAUAACGGCCCGGACGGGACACACGGCAGCCAUCAAUUGUCGCGUUGAGAAUUUGCGCGAUAAAUCGGUAUCCUGGAUAAGGAAACGCGAUUUGCACAUUCUGACUGCGGGCAUUCUGACCUACACAUCUGAUGAGCGCUUCAAGGUUGUACGCACCGCCGACUCCAAGGAUUGGACGUUGCAUGUGAAAUAUGCGCAGCCACGCGACAGUGGCAUCUACGAGUGCCAGGUGAAUACGGAGCCAAAGAUUUCGAUGGCAUUCCGCUUGAACGUCAUAGUAACGCCACCAGAUGCCAAAGCGAUUAUAGCCGGUCCAACGGAUUUGUAUGUCAAAGUGGGCAGCGUCAUAACGCUCACAUGCCACGUGAAGCAACCGGCAACAGCGGCUCAGGAUAUUGGACCAAUUUACUGGUACCGUGGCCCCUACAUACUGACGCCCUUUGUGGCGCAUCCGAAUGAUGCAGCCAUCGACUUGCAACGCAUCUCAAUGGAAUCAACACUGGCCGAGAAAUUGCAAAGCAGAUUGCGGAUUGCGAAUGCACAGCUGCUGGAUACCGGCAACUAUACGUGCAUGCCGACGACAGCCGAGGCUGCCAGCGUUGUGGUCAAUGUCAUUAACGACGAGAGUCCUGCGGCCAUGCAGAAGAGCGGUGCCAACGGCAGCUGCCUGAGGACAAGCCUCAACUUUAACCUCGUCCUAGCCCUGGUCGCCAGUGCUGUGGUGCGGUGGUUGCGCUGGCUUCUUGGCUCCGCCAGCUUAUCCUUAGUGCAUAUCAAUUAUGAUUUCAGCCAGUCGCAGUCGACAAACAGCUCCAGGCUCCAGCGACAGCAGCUUCACCAGCAGCAACAACAAUCGUUGGCAUCAUGAUAAUUAACUGAAACUCAAACUGAACACACAGUCACAAACAAUCCUUGUAAAUAAUUAUAUAGUUAUAUAUUGAUAGUUAAACGAUAAUUUCGGUUGCAAACAAAAUUGUCAAAUAUUCAUGAUAAUGAUAUGAAAAAAUUAGGUUUAAUUUUA